CCUUCUGAAAACGACAGAGUUUUCUUCGUUUGUCAAUUCGUUAGCUUGCACGUUCAAUUUAUUUGAUCUCCGAACAGGCUUUGAAGACAACGGCAAAAUCCAUCGGCGAAAGGGAAAAGAAUUAUUGCAAAAUUGAAGAAGAAAUAGAGGAACAAGAUGAAGCUCGACGUCAAUGCGAUGGCUUGUAGAGUCGAAGUCGAUAAUCGAAUUCCACUCCGGUAUUAUUAUCGAAUCGCCGAUAGUCUCCUCAAACAGGCGAACAUUUAUCGUGAGGAAAAAAAUAUAGUAGAUUUGUACAUAAUUCUACUUAGGUAUUCAAGUUUGGUAUCAGAAACAAUACCAUUCCAUCGAGAUUACCAGGCUUUGCUUCCGAAAGAAAAGGCGGUGUAUAGGAAGAGACUUUUAGCUGUACUCGAUGAGCUUGAGUCUCUAAAACCAGAGGUUCAACAGAGAGUUGAAGAACUAAAUAAAGCUCGUACAGGGGCUCAAUUGGUUGACCUUGAUGACCAUGAAGGCCCUUUCCAUGGCUCAGGUAAGAUGUCACCUUCGGAUUGGAACCCUGAAAAUAGACGGUUGAAUAUGAGCUUGGAUAUUAAACAGCCUGCCAACAUGGAAGUUCAAUCUUCAUGGAAGUAUAACGAUAAUCAUAAUCAGAUUGACAGGCAGUUUCAGAAGUUGUCUCUUAAUAUACCGCUUCCAAAUAAAGAAACUCUGUCUAGACACUCAUUUCUAGGCCCUAACGGCUUUCAUGGCCAGUGGCUCGGACCAAGUGCAGAGAUAAAGGUUCAAUAUCCUAGCAAUAAGGACUUGGCACCUGCUGAAAAUUCAAGCCUCAAUCAGGCUGGACAAUAUGGUCCUUUGGCUGUAAUAGAUGGUGAACCAGGAGGGGUUGGUUCUGCUAUGGACUCGGUACUCUCGUUGGAUGAUGGUCGAUGGUUACAUCCUGCUGAAGAGUCAUGUACUUCUUUGACUAGUGAAGCAAACCAGGAUCUUUUCCAGUUUGUUGGUAUGAAACAACCUUCUCCUCCUCCUGUUAUUGCUCAAGUAAAGCCAGAAUUUACACCAAUUCAUCCAUCAAAAGUUGCUGAUCCAAGACCUGGUCCUGCAAAAUCUUCUCAAGAUGGAUUGCCAAACUCUAGUUCAUUCCAACAUUUACAUGUUCCAGUACAAAUGUUGGAGGAUUUCUUACGACUGGCUCGGGCCAAUACAGAAAAGAACUUGGAAACAUGUGGUGUCUUAGCUGGAUCAUUGAAAAACAGGGUUUUCCACAUCACUACACUUAUAAUUCCAAAGCAGGAGUCAACUUCAGAUUCGUGUUCGACAUUAAAUGAAGAAGAGAUUUUUGAAGUUCAAGAUAAAUUAUCUCUUUUUCCUCUGGGAUGGAUUCAUACGCACCCAACUCAGACAUGUUUUAUGUCAUCAGUUGAUCUUCACACACAUUACUCGUACCAGAUUAUGCUACCGGAAGCAAUUGCAAUUGUUAUGGCCCCAACUGACACGUCCAGCCCACAUGGUAUCUUUCAUCUGUCUGAUCCUGGUGGUGUGUCUGUUAUCCGUAACUGCCAGCAGCGAGGAUUCCAUCCCCAUGAGGAACCUUCAGAUGGAACCCCAAUCUAUGAGCGUUGCUCUCAUGUGUUUAUGAAUCCCAAGAUAAAGUUUGAUGUUGUUGAUCUCCGGUGAGAUACGAUAUAUUAAUGCACCGUGAUGAAGCAUUGCUGGUAAAAUUUUCUCUAAACUACUAUUUUGUUGACAUCGAUCUUGUAAAAUUCAUCUAAAGGGAAUCAUCAUGUAAAUAGAGCAUAUUCAUAUUUCUUUUUUCUUGGAUCAUAUUGUAAGAAUUACCUUCCCUCGUUCCUUUCCCACUUUGUAUUGUAUAUUAAGACUCGUUUUGGAAUGGAGAAUUGUAGUAGCAUAUUAGCUGCAUUACUACCCAA
This is a messenger RNA of Gossypium arboreum, 1934 nucleotides long. Its product is annotated as AMSH-like ubiquitin thioesterase 3. The record is from RefSeq and is a predicted model, not a curated record. Bases 157 to 1680 code for a protein of 507 amino acids. Gene Ontology annotation, cellular component: membrane; endosome. Gene Ontology annotation, biological process: protein K48-linked deubiquitination; protein K63-linked deubiquitination. Gene Ontology annotation, molecular function: metal-dependent deubiquitinase activity; protein binding; K63-linked deubiquitinase activity. The transcript has 14 exons. Lineage: Eukaryota; Viridiplantae; Streptophyta; Magnoliopsida; Malvales; Malvaceae.